Molecule: messenger RNA, 2085 nt
Organism: Megalops cyprinoides (Indo-Pacific tarpon)
Lineage: Eukaryota; Metazoa; Chordata; Actinopteri; Elopiformes; Megalopidae
Product: homeobox-containing protein 1-like
Exons: 10
Coding region: 285-1562 (425 amino acids)
Biological process (GO): positive regulation of DNA-templated transcription
Cellular component (GO): nucleus
Molecular function (GO): double-stranded telomeric DNA binding
Source: RefSeq, a predicted model, not a curated record
GGUUAAUGCCAGAGAUCGGCUCCUGCCGUCAGAUUUCAUACGCCCGCCCGCAUCCCGGCGCAAUAGUGACCCCGCUAUCACCUUCAUUAAGCGGGGGGGGUGUCUGGGGACAGUCGCGGCGAUCGCCCACAUCGGCGUGCGGUCAGCUAAGGGCUCUGUGAGACAGAGCGCCGUGCACAGACUGGUUAGCCAGAAUCUUUCCGGGAGCCCGCAGCUCGCAUCACCUCGCCUGCCGCGCUCCAUCACUCAAGCUGCGGCUACCGCACUGAUAGCCCCCACGAGCCAUGCGGCAGUGGUGCCUUCCGGCCAUCCCUCCCAGUUCCGAACCUCUCCUGACGGGUGUGCAGUCUCCUCGGCUGUCUGGUUCUGCAAUAGAUGCCAGCAUGGAGUGCUGUGAGGUGGAGCCGCGGUACACCAUCGAGCAGAUUGACCUGCUGCAGCGCCUGCGCCUAUCGGGGAUGUCCAAACCGCAGAUUGUUCACGCGCUGGAAUCCCUGGAAUGGCUGGACGCCGAGCCCGGUGGGGUGCUGUGCUGUGACACCCAUGCUGCCCCCACCAACGCCCAGUCUUCCUCCUCCCUCUCCUCCUCCUCCUCCCUCACCUCUGCCAGCACUCAGACCCCCAGCCUGGAUGCCUCCCCAUCACCCAGUAACAGCUAUGAGGCCUCGCCUCCACCUGUCUACUCCGUCAGUGGAGGUCAGAGGUCAUUUUGCUACGAACUGGCAGAGGAGGACUGGGAUGUGGAGGAGAAAGUAGAAGAGUACAUGAGGAGGGACACCAACGUGGUGAAGGAGGAGAUCAAGGUUUUCCUCAACAGCAGGAGAAUCUCUCAGGCAAUUGUGGGACAGGUCACAGGGAUCAGCCAGAGCUACAUCUCGCAGUGGCUGCUUCAGCAGGGUCUGGAGAUGAGUGACUCCAAACGGAGGGCAUUCUACCGCUGGUACCUGCUGGAGCGCAGUAGCCCAGGUGCAACAUUGUCAUUUCGGCCCCUUGUGAAAGAAGAGCCCGACUGGAGGGCCAGUGUCAGCCCUGGUGGGGGUGGGGGUGGGGGCGGAGCUGGAGGCGGAGCAGUGGGAGGUGCCAUGAGGCUGCGCAGAGGGAGCCGCUUCACAUGGAGGAAGGAGUGCCUGUCCAUCAUGGAGGGUUUCUUCAUGGAGAACCAGUAUCCUGACGAGGCAAAGAGAGAGGAGAUUGCCAAUGCCUGCAACUGUGUGAUCCAGAAACCAGGCUGCAAGCUGUCAGAGUUUGAGCGUGUUACAGCACUGAAGGUAUACAACUGGUUUGCCAAUCGCAGGAAGGACAUGAAGAGACGGGCUAACAUAGAGGCCGCUAUCCUGGAGAGCCAUGGGAUCGAAGUUCCUAGCCCCAGCUGUCACUCAAAUGGGGAGGAGGGGGAGUCGCAUGAGCUCAUGGAGCAUCAAGAAGAAGUUUCGUCCAGAAAAGACGUAGAGCAAGACACAACCUCAUUGGUCACUGGGGUGAUGACACUUCCAAGCACCACCCUGCAUCUGGCCAAUCAAAAAACAGAUGAUUUGAAAAGGGAGGCAGCUGAUGAGGAGUGAUAUUUGGGGUAAAGUGUAGGGACAUAAGGAUGUAGGGAACAUGGAAGGGUCCCUUCUUCGGGCUUCAAGAAGACAGUUCUCAGCCCAAAAAUGGCACUGGGGAUUCCUCUAGUGUCUCCCUCUAGAGGCAAGGAGGCCAUUGUAUGCAUUUACGAUAGUAACCUUAAUAGUACUGGCAACUGUUAACAAUAUUAAUCUGUAUAUAGUGCAUUCUAAGAUCAGAUGAGGUCACAACUCUGGAUGGGAGGAGAAUAAGUAAGCAGCGAAGCCCCGCCCCUCCCCCUACCUCAGCAAAUAAUUUUUACUUUUUUGGAUUUCUUCAAAAAAAGAAUUCAAAUUCAUCUUGAUGAACUGAACAGCUCAUUGUGAAGCAGUAGACAUGGGCAAAGCCAUCUGGAGUUUGUGUAUGUAUGUAAUGUAAUGUAAUGUAAUGGAGUGUUUGAAGUAAGGAAUUGUGGGACAGCUGAACCUGCAGGACAGAGUUUAAGGACUGUGACUUUGGGCUCGAUAAUUUUUUUUUCUU